This is a messenger RNA of Cuscuta epithymum, 1219 nucleotides long. The record is from the annotation of a GenBank genome assembly. Lineage: Eukaryota; Viridiplantae; Streptophyta; Magnoliopsida; Solanales; Convolvulaceae.
AUUCCAUUUACCGGUGGGUGAGGUCACGAUCACAUUAGGAGAUGUGGCUGUAUUGGCAGGUUUACCGAUCCAAGGUCGGGCAGUUACUGGGACUGCAUGUAGACUGUGGGUUGAUGUGGUACAUUGAUUGUUGGGAGUACGGCCACACCCGGGGACAGAUAUUCGGGGGUCCGCUUUGAGGAUGGCUUGGUUGAGAGAGCAUUUUGUUGGUUUACCUGCUGAUGCUGAUGAUGAUGUUGUGCAGCAGUACGCGAGAGCAUAAAUUCUGAUGCUUAUGGGAGCUUCCACGUUUGCGGACAAAAGUGGGAAUGAGGUGCAGGUCUUGUAUUUACCCAUUCUGCAGUCUUUUGAUGUAGCUGCAGUUUAUAGCUGGGGUAGUGCCACUUUAGCAUACCUAUAUCGGCAGUUAUGUCGAGGUUGUCAUCGUGACGGUGGAGAGAUGGGUGGGUUUUUAUUGCUCAUACAGCUAUGGUCAUGGGAGCACAUUCAUAUCGGCAGACCUGUCAUACUGCGAUAUCAUGGGGUAGAUGGUGGUCCUCUUGAUGAUGAUAUGGAUCAGCACGCAGUACUUGGGCCACAUCAUGUUCGUGGCGAGGAUCCUUUGGGUCGUAGAUGGCUAUUUGCUCAUGUCACGCGCACGUCAUCCGCUGCUGGGUUAGGAUACUACCGAGAUGCUUUAGAUCGCUUGUGUGAUGAUCAGAUGACGUGGAUGCCGUACACUGAUGAGAUUCUAGGCCUGUUGCCUCCUGUUGUCCGAGAGCACACUCAGAUAUGGCGAGCACGUGUGCCUUUGAUAUGUUUUGAUGUAGUGGAGCAUUACUUUCCUGAUCGCGUAGCAUCCAUGACAGAGCGACUGCUAUACUUGAUGAGGCGGUAGAUGUACAGGGAUACCAUGACGCUUGUUUAGGCAUUGUUUCACUGUGUGCUGAUGUAUUGGGUCGAGUCGAUUAUGGAUAUAUGGCCGCGUCUCAGCAUUCCACUGCAUCUACAUCCGCAGCAGGGUCUUCUCAGGCAGUCCGACGUGAUAGAGUUGUUCUUCAGCCUCGUAACCAGCGCAGACGUCCCCGAGCACAACUACAUGAACUUCAUGAUGAUGAUGAUCACGUUGAGUUAUGAUAUUUGUAUUUCACUUAUUGUGUGAAAGUUGUAGUAUGCACUAGCAGAUCGAAUCAUUUUGGGAUACACCAGAUUUAUUAUAACUUUUAUGGUUCAUACUCAA